This is a messenger RNA of Arabidopsis lyrata subsp. lyrata, 1556 nucleotides long. RefSeq names its product F-box protein At5g65850. The transcript has a single exon. The coding region runs from base 132 to 1418 and encodes 428 amino acids. Gene Ontology annotation, molecular function: protein binding. The record is from RefSeq and is a predicted model, not a curated record. Lineage: Eukaryota; Viridiplantae; Streptophyta; Magnoliopsida; Brassicales; Brassicaceae.
AAUCCAAGUCCAUUAAAACAAAAUUACGAAAUUGCUGCAUUCGAUUUUCUCAUUUUCCCCCAAAUUGAUUCGUCUUCCACAAGAUCUCUCUGUCCCUAGGGUUUUAACUUUUAACCGUCGGUGUAUCCGCCAUGAGAACACGCCGGAGAAAUGUUUCGAUAUUUUCAUUUUCCCCCAAAUCUGUUCGUCUUCUACAAGAACACUCUGUCUCUAGGGUAUUAACCGUCGGUGUAUCCGCCAUGAGAAGACGGCGGAGAAAUGUUUCGAAGGACCGUCUUACCAUCAGCACCCGACGCAGUAGGAGGAAGAAGACCUCACCGAAUGGAAUAGAAAACUCAGUCCAGAUCCCAGUUGAUCUCAUUAUCGAGAUACUCUUGAGAUUGCAGGCGAAAUCUAUAGCUACAUGUCGUUGCGUGUCGAAGCUUUGGGGCUCCGUGAUUUGCCGACAAGAUUUCACGGAGUUGUUCUUGACCAGAUCUUUGCAUCGACCGCAACUCUUGUUCUGCUGCAAAAAAAAUGGUAACUUGUUCUUCUUCUCGUCACCUCAGCUUCAAAAUCCAUAUGAGAACUCUUCCGCCAUUUCUCUUAUGAAUUUCUCCCUAAGUUCUAAAAUUUCUCGUCCUGUCAAUGGCUUGAUCUGUUUUAAACGUAAGGAAACGAACGAAACAGGGACAGUGAUAUGUAAUCCUAGUACUGGACAUACCUUAAACUUACCUAAACCAGCGACGAGUAUUGGGGCGAUGAGCUUUCUCGUGUAUGAACCGGUUGAGAAACAGUUCAAGGUAUUGUUGUCAUAUGAAAGUGAGGAGCAUCAAGUUCUGACACUAGGAACUGGAGAACUGUCAUGGAGAAUGAUUGAAUGUUCCAUACCUCAUAUUCCUGGAUUGUCUGAGAUAUGCAUCAAUGGUGUUUUGUAUUAUCCAGCGAUCGAUUUGUCUUCAGGGGAUUACAUUAUCGUUUGCUUCGAUGCUAGGCCCGAGAAGUUUAGAUUUAUUACUGUCAUGGAAGAUUUCAUUAAAGCAGCGCAUGAUGGAAUUCUUAUUAACUACAAUGGUAAAUUAGCUUCACUUGUUUCUGAAAGGGAUUGCUUUGUUGAUGGACGUAGUAAAACUAUUGAGUUGUGGGUUCUACAAGAUGCUGAAAAGCAGGAAUGGUCGAAGCUUAUAUACGUGUUGCCCGCUUGGUGGCAGGAUAUGGUUGGAACCCUCGAUUUACGCUUUGUUGGAGUGACUCGUACAAACGAAAUUAUGUUGUCGCCGUGCUAUCAAACAGUGCCUUUCGACGUCUUCUACUUCAAUAUUGAGAAAAAGACGAUGAUAAGUGUUGAAAUACAAGGAAUGGAAGCGUUUCAGGGUCACUUAGUCUUCACCUAUUUAGACCAUGUAGAAAACGUGAAGCUUCUGCAAAACAUUUUUUAAUUAUCUAUGUAACAGAAUUAGUCUGGCUCUUGGUUUUUAUAUAUCACAUGACUAUGGGAUCUUAUGUUAUGUACUUACUAUGGGUCUGUCCUUAUCUUAUUUCAAUGAGUAUUUUCACAGUCAUGGGAUCUUAUGUUA